AUUGAAGAUUCAUUCACAAACUAUCAUACUGAAAGCACUAUUAAUUAAUAUUUUAUGGCAAAGGUAAAGCAGCGAUCGAUAUCAAUCGAGAAAUAUGCUGAAGAGCGACAAUGAUGAUGGUGCCGCACCAGUAGAGCAAGAGCACGAUGAUUAUCAAGACGCAGUCGUCACCAGCACUAUGCAUACAAAGCCUUCAAGUCCUCCUGUUGCUACUGUCGCGUUUCCGCCUCGCUUGGUCGACGUCAACGAGAAUGCCUCUAUCGCGGGCCGCUCGGGAAUCUCUUCGCUGACGUCACUUGCGGAAAUGUACCAUAAUCACCAUUUGUACCCGAACGUUCCAGUAGAGUUGCUAGCAGAGGAUGCUGCGGACAGUGUAAUGAGUUUUCCAACUGGUACCGGUACAAGUGCUGGCACAGCCACUACCUCUGGCCUUACUCCAAUUGCAAGUCAUGCACCUCUGCCUCUUCCAACCACCAACAGCUUGGUUAUCAAUAGCAUAAGGGCAAUUACAAAAGACUCAGGAGAGCCAGCAGAGUUGGAGGCACUCCAAGAUAGAAUUGCCAAAAAGAUCAUUGCUGAUGAACCUACAGUGUAUAGCUCAGCCAGUGGAACGGGUACCACCAGUACCAAACUCAAAGACACACCAAGUAGUCCUGAUGGACCACUUAUGCAUAGUCCUGAUGGUACAGGAGCCCGUAUACAUACUUGUACCUCACAGAGACCAUACAAGCUUGGAGGUACCAGUACCGGUAGCUAUGAAGUGCCUGCUGACUUGUUGGAGGACUUGCAUGUUCUUGAUGUGGGUACAGAAUGUGCAGACACAUGUGCAUCUUCCAGUGCCACAGAAAGGGACAAGAUCAAGAAUCCAGAGGUUGAUGAUGCCAGCCCACUAGACACCACCACCAGCAGCAACAGAGACGACGGUUUAUCAGGUAAUAUUCUCACCAAUUCGGAUUCGGAUGCUCCAACCCAAGUUCAGAUUCCAGGAGCCUACGCCGAAGCAGGAUCCUCCAACGCUCCACAAGCCAUGUCAUCGUCGUCCCAAUCAGAAUCUCGACGGCUCCAGGCCACUGCUCCACAAACAACAUUGGCGUCUCAAGACCCAUCUCCAGAUGACUCUGGGCUGGUACGAGCAUCGCUGGUGCAGGAAGACGAACGUUCACAUUUGCCCGUCGCACAAAUCAUGGAAGCUUCAGCCUCUGCCUCUGGUGGCUCCACUGUCCAACAGCAAUCACAGGAUGGUUACAAGCCAUGCCCACGCGGCAUGAGCAAGGAAGCAAAAGUAUUCCUCAUCGUCAUUGGCUUUCUUUUGGUAAUAUUGGUGGUCGUGGUGGCGGUCGCCGUAGCUGUUCGAGAUCGGAAACAAAGCAGCCACGUGGACCCUGCGGCAGAUCGAGAAACUGCAAUCAAGAAUCGCAUUGCCGCUGCAUUGUACGGACGCAGCUACAAUCUAACCCAACAGUCCCAGCUUCUCUCGUCCAGAAGUGAUCAAGAUAGGGCGCUCCAAUGGAUAGUCCAUCACGAUCCCAUGCACUUGUCCCCAGAUGCGAAUCACUUGCUCCAGCGGUACUUCUUGGCAUACUUCUACCAUGCCACCACGCAACAAUGGCCCUGGACUUCCUGUAAUGAUCCGCAAGGGGACGAACCGCAAAGCAACCACGAAAACCAGUUGUGCUUUUAUUUGCAAUACGUGGGUGAUGGGACAUAUAUCCCUGACUACACACACAGGCCACAGGACUUUGAAGAGACCAUCGCCAACAGCUGGCUAUCGCCAUCCCACGAAUGUCAAUGGGCAGGAGUUUUUUGCAACGACGCCAACAACCGCAGCAAGACUGACUCCCUUAGCCACGAGAAAGAAGUCACCGAUAUCAGACUCGACAACAUGAACUUGACGGGGACCUUGCCAGAGGCGAGGGAGUGGGGUUUGGUGCCAGAGUUGCGGGCUCUCUCACUCACCUACAAUGGUUUGACUGGCACGCUGCCAGAGAGCUUCUAUUCCUUGACCCACUUGAACCUUCAAAAUAACCAAUUGACGGGAGCAUUGCCCGUCACAUGGUGGGCGCCGCCGCGCACGAGUCCACGACAGCAAAAAGACCACGACGGCGAAGAAGAAGAAGAAUCUAUUUUGGAGUAUGUCAACGUGGAAUUCAAUCGUCUGAAAUGGGGACAAAUCCCAACCGAGAUCGGGCUCCUUAGCCAGUCGCUCCGAUAUCUCCUGGUAUCGGGCACGGGCAUAACUGGCACGCUACCGGAGGAGAUCUAUCAGCUGACCAACUUGGUAUUUCUUUUUCUUCGUUUGAACGACGGGAUAACCGGCACCAUUUCGUCAUCACUGGGUAUGCUGUCCAAUUUGGAAGUAUUCACUCUCAUGGGGGGCACAAACAUGGGCGGCACCCUCCCAUCCGAAAUUGGCCUUUUGACUACGGUAGUGGAGUUCGAUACAUGGGGGGCAGGGUUGCAGGGGACGAUACCGGAAGAGCUUUACUCCCCAAACAUGAACAUCAAUGCUUUGAUCCUAGGCCAAAACAACUAUUCGGGAACUAUAAGUAGCCACAUGGCAAAGCUACCUCGGCUGAGUUAUAUUCUCUUGUCAGGCAAUACCCUAAUGUCUGGCACAGUUCCGUCGGAACUGGGAUUGAUGACUGAGCUGGUUAGGGUUGAUAUCGAUGGGACGUCUAUUUCUGGUGUUAUACCGAAUGAAGUUUGCGCACUCAGAGGUGACAGGAAGCUCUCCAAAUUCAAGGCCGACUGCCUGGCAAACAGCAACGACAGCAACAGCACGGAGGAGCCAUUCAUCCCGACAGUGUGUCCCGACGGAUGCUGCACGAAAUGCUGCCAACGAGAUACUGGGGAAUGUGUCAAAACGGGUUACUGAGGGACAUCUCAUUCAGCACUCGAGUCAGCUCAGCAAUCAAUCCGCUGGUGCAGCUUCUAUCGGGAGUGCUACAAUCCACAGGGAGGACAAUCAAGCCACCACGCAUCGGUUACGAAUGUCACUCAGGAGGCAAACGUUCGUUGUGCACGCGUUGGCUCCUUGACUUCCAGCAUUCUGACAGGUUCUUCGACCUCGAUCGCGGUUGACGAGUCGGGUCGGCAAAUUAAAGAGCAGAGAGUUUUUCGUUGGUGGUGACACCUGAGCGUUCUUGUACGGUGUAGGGACCGGACUUGUACAUCCACCGUCAUUGUUUGCGGGUGCUGGCCUGCUACAAAUUCCAAGUGAGGGUUGAACAGUCUGGGAAGUGGUACUAGAUUUUAGCCAUUUUCCAUAAAGAACCAUGGCAGACAACAAGCCCACAACUAAUCCAAUUCUGACGACCUCACCACUGUUUCAAAACGGUUCCCUGAUACUGCCCAAGGAUUUCAGGCCAUGCGAGCAUACCGUGACAAUUGGUCGUGGCCGUCAGGUGCACAACCAUCUUGGCAACCAAAGGUACCGGUAUCAAGCAACCCUUGUAACGUUGCUCUGCGGGCAGUGCUGGGAGCAAUGAAAUUGCUGGAUUUGACGAGACAACUGGAACCUGAACCACCUCAAGCUGGAAGACUAGCUAUCGGCACUAAAGUAGUGAAGCUAUGAAGCCAACUGCAAUGCUGCCAGGAUCUCCUCCACUGAUGGUUGUGCACCAAGGACAAGGUCCAUUCCUCUGUCCCCCCAACAAAGACUAGUAGAGUUCCUGAACAAGCGGAACAACCUGAACGAGGUACCAAUGGGUCUGAUUGGUUUGACCGGUUGUGCACUCUGAUUGGUCCUACUAUCGAAGAUUUGCCAGUUAAAGAGCACGAUAGCUGUUUUGCCGCUUGAUUUCAGAAACAACAUAUGUACAGCUAAGUUCAAUGACAAGGUCAAAGCAGUGGGAAUAGUGGAGCUGGCUAGCUAGCUAGGCAUGGACAAGAUGAAUUCUCCGCACAUGUUAGUUGUGCGUCCUGAACCCUAGCUAGCUGGCCCAAAUGUCCCUCCGGCACUUGGCCUUCCAAUGCGUUUCCUGUUUCGGGGUAUUCUUGAGCUUUGAUUGAGCAGGAGCACAGUACUAGUAAUCUUGAUACCGUAAUAACAAAACUGACUGUGGU
Seminavis robusta is the source of this 4065-nucleotide messenger RNA. The record is from the annotation of a GenBank genome assembly. Lineage: Eukaryota; Bacillariophyta; Bacillariophyceae; Naviculales; Naviculaceae.